AUGGCCUUACUGUGUGGUUCACCGUCGGUCUCCUUCCCUUCAUCUUCAUUCACCCAUCACAAAAACGCAACAACCAAAUCUUCACUUAUUGCUUCCCAGUUUCCUCUCCCAACCCUUUCAUUGUCAACUCGUACUACCCAUUUCUCUCCCUCUUUCAUUGUCCGUUCUCAACAGGACACUUCCCUCGUAGAACAAGAUCCACGCUUCAUCACUGUUGAACCCGAGCCCCGAUUUCAAGGCCCGGACAUUUGGAACACGACGUGGUAUCCAAAAGCUUCGGAUCAUGUCAACACGGAGAAAACAUGGUAUGUUGUUGAUGCGGAAGAUAAAAUUCUUGGGAGACUGGCAUCAACUAUUGCGAAUCACAUCCGAGGCAAGAAUCUAGUGACUUAUACGCCUAGUGUGGACAUGGGUGCAUUUGUGAUUGUGGUAAAUGCAGAAAAGGUUGCUGUAAGUGGGAAAAAGAGGACACAAAAGCUUUAUCGGAGGCACUCAGGUCGACCUGGUGGUAUGACAGUCGAGACAUUUGAUCAGCUGCAGAACAGAAUUCCUGAAAGAAUUGUUGAACAUGCUGUUCGUGGCAUGCUUCCAAAAGGGAGGCUUGGCAGGACUCUAUUCACACGCCUGAAGGUUUAUAGUGGCCCGAAUCAUCCACAUGAGGCGCAGCAGCCGAUUGAUUUGCCAAUUAGGGAUAAGAGAAUACAGUUGCAGAGAUAA
Vicia faba (fava bean) is the source of this 717-nucleotide messenger RNA. NCBI's taxonomy places the organism in Eukaryota, Viridiplantae, Streptophyta, Magnoliopsida, Fabales, Fabaceae. The record is from the annotation of a GenBank genome assembly.